This is a messenger RNA of Lacerta agilis (Sand lizard), 3037 nucleotides long. RefSeq names its product kinesin family member 20A (gene KIF20A). NCBI's taxonomy places the organism in Eukaryota, Metazoa, Chordata, Lepidosauria, Squamata, Lacertidae. The record is from RefSeq and is a predicted model, not a curated record. The transcript has 19 exons. Gene Ontology annotation, biological process: microtubule-based movement. Bases 119 to 2779 code for a protein of 886 amino acids. Gene Ontology annotation, molecular function: ATP binding; microtubule motor activity; microtubule binding. Gene Ontology annotation, cellular component: kinesin complex; nucleus; microtubule.
AAUUUCGAGAGCUCCAUUGUAGCUCGUACGGAAACCGUCGAUCGAGCGGGCAAAGCUUGCCGGGCCGGGCAGAGGAGAUCACGGAGCGGGGGAAAGCCUGCAUCAGUGUGUAGCCACUAUGGCCUCCCCAGCAGGGCUGUUAUCUGAUGAAGAAGCUGUCACUUCUCCUGUACUGGAGUCCACUGUGGCAGAAUGUGGAGCUGGCUUGUGCCGAGACCUCUUGGCGGAGUUUUCUGCCAUCUCUUCAAGCAGUGAGCAGGCUGCUUCUGAUGACAAUGGAAAAGUGAAGGUGUAUGCAAGAGUGCGACCCCUGAAACCAGCCGAGGUGGAGAAACAGGAAGAUAAAGGCUGUGUCUGUAUUGAGAAUUCCGAGACCCUUCUUCUCAAAGCACCAAAGGAUUCCUUCACCAUGAGAAACACUGAACGAGGGGUUGGUCAGGCGGUGCACAAAUUCACCUUUACUCAGAUCUUUGGGCCAGAGGUGGGCCAGGCGGCUUUCUUUGAUGCAACGAUAAAGGAUGUGGUGAAGGAUGUGCUCCAUGGGCAGAACUGGCUUGUUUACACCUAUGGCGUCACUAAUUCAGGGAAGACUUACACCAUCCAGGGUAGUGGUGCUGAUGCGGGGAUCCUGCCUCGCUCCCUGGCCAUCAUUUUCAAUAGUAUUGGGACGCGGUUGUACCGGGCCACGGAUCUGAAGCCCUUCCUCUCGAGUGAGGUGACCUGGCUGGACAGCAAGCAGGUUCAACAGGAGGAAAUGAAAAAGCAGGCCCUGCUUUGUGGCAAGAUGAAGGAGGAGGAGUUGUAUAAUUCUCUGAAUAAAAAUUACAGCACAGCAUCCCAGCUGCAAGCAGGCACAAGUGGAAGCAUUGACAGUGGCUUAGGUGGCCUCUCUUACAGCUGCCAGUCUGCCAACCUGACAAGCACCAGCCAUCUAGAAGAGACGGGGCUUCGCUGGGCUGACCCAGAUAAUGUCUCAGUGCUGGCACAAGACGAUGUGCAGUUUUCCAUCUGGGUCUCAUUCUUUGAGAUCUACAAUGAACUGAUUUAUGACUUGCUGGAGACGACCACACUUGGCCCAAACUGCAAGAGGCCCACCUUGCGGCUGUGCGAAGAUCAGACCGGCAACCCCUACGUCAAAGAUCUGAACUGGAUCAAUGUUCAACAUGCUGCUGAGGCCUGGAAACUGCUGCAACUGGGCAGGAGAAAUCAGAGCUUUGCCAGCACCCACAUGAACCAGCAUUCUAGCCGCAGUCACAGCGUUUUCUCCAUUCGCAUUCUGCACCUCCAGGGAAGCAGCAGUGGGAUGGAGCCAAAGAUCAGCGAGAUGUCCCUCUGUGACCUGGCCGGCUCAGAGCGCUGCAAAGAACAGAGAACCGGGGACCGCAUGAAAGAGGCAAAUAACAUCAACACCUCUUUGCACACGUUGGGGCGCUGCCUUACUUUGCUGCGCCAGAACCAGCAGGCGAGGCUGAAGCACAGUGUCGUUCCCUUCCGGGACAGUAAGCUCACCCGUGUGUUCCAAGGCUUCUUCACAGGACGUGGGCAGUCCUGUAUGAUCGUUAAUAUCAACCCAUGUGCUUCAUCGUACGACGAGACUCUUCACGUAGCUAAGUUUUCAGCUAUUGCUAGUCAGCUCCUACAAGCUCCUUCAAAGCCCCUGUCGAUUCAGUCUCUCAUCAAGGAGCACAGCCUCAGGAGGAAGAAGAUCCCUGCAGAAGUACCGUAUCAUGAAGCUGAAUCGGACGAAGAGAGCGAGGAUGAAAUGGAUGUGACCACAUAUGACAAAGAGGACCUGUUGUGUGUGGUUGAAGCUGUGCGAGACCUUCUGGUGAAAGAACGGCGGGAGAAGUUGGAGUUGGAAAUGCGUCUCCGCCGUGAGAUCUGCAAUGAGAUGAUGGAUCUCAUACAGAAGAAGGAACAGUGGACCUGGGAGCAUAUGGACAUCCAAAAGGAGAUGCUGGAGGAGGCUUAUGAGGACAGAAUGAACACUCUGAAGGAGUCACUCACAGACUACUAUCAGGAGAAGAUUGAGAGUCAGGAUGAAAAGAUACAAGAACUGCAGGAUGCCUUGCAAGAAGCGGAACGGCAACAGCAGCUCCAGGAGAGAAAGGAGGAGGACCUAGAGCAGACAACGCGCAAAUCCAAACGGCUGGCAGCAGUAACGUCUGCCCAGAAUCAAGCCAAGUUAGAGCAGUGUCAGGCAGAGCUGCAAAGAACUGCAGAAGAGUUGCGUAAAUACCAGAAGAUGCUGGAGCCGCCACUUUCCUCAAAGCCCGUCACGAUGAAUGUGGACCGGAAGCUGGAAGAAGGCCAAAAGAAUGUACGGUUGCUGAGAUCUGAACUGCAGAAACUUGGGGAGUCCCUCCAGUCAGCCGAAAGAGCAUGUUGCCACAGCACAGGAGCCGGGAAACUCCGUGAAACUAUCUCUAAGUGCGACAACAUCCUGGUGAAGCAGGAUCAGACUUUGGCUGAGCUGCAGAACAACAUGAUGCUAGUGAAGAUGGAUCUGCGGAAGAAAGCAGCCUGUAUUGCAGAGCAAUUUCACACUGUGCAGAAGCUCCAAGCAGCACCGACCUCUUGCAGCAAAAAACGGUUGUGUGCCAACAAUGAAAAUGUGCAGCCCAGAAGUCAACCUCCCGUCAAGAAGCCUUUCUUGCACAAUAUCCUGACUCGCACAACAGCCCUGCCUGCUGUAGCAAUAGAGAGCCCCUAUAGUAGUAUCCUACGCACCCGUGGCACUCCAACAUUUAAAUCCAUGGCCUUUGGCAAAAAGCACUGACUUUUGGGGGGUUGUAGUGUACCUGGGCACAAGCAACCAGUUGGUAACUUUUAAUAUUUUCUUUCACGUUAAUGUGUUGAGGCCUGAGCUAACUAAAUCUUUGGCUUCCCAAAGAUGGUUACUUACUAUGCAUGCCCUCUGUUUCAGGCCAGCUGCUAUUCCAGUGUAUAUGGAACCUGGAUUUAUAUUCCUUAUGUUUAUCACCUCUAAUAGCUUAUUUUAUGCAUGUGAAAUGUAUAUUAUCUGUUAACUGUAUAA